AUGGCAAGAGAUGUAAGGCCUGGGAAGCUUACCAUAUCGCUAUUGAUUUUAUCACUGUUUUUGAUAUUCCAGAUACUGACCAAACCCCACCGCAAUGAGAGCAGCAUGGAAACUCGACUUUUCACGAGAAGGAGGUCGCAUGUAACACGGGUGCCCAAUAAUGACGCCAGUUUAUCUAUACCGUAUUUGGAUAAAGUCAACCGGUUUUGGCAUGUGGGCGGUGCCACACAGAUUAGAAAUAGCCAAUCUAUCAAAUUGACGCAGGACCGAGACCAGGACAAACACGGGCUGGUGUUGUCCAAUGGGAUUGGCGACAACACCAUCAACGACUUUGAAAUCGUUUACAAAUUCAGGAUUUCUCAUAGUUCGAAUGCAAAACUCAUGGGCGAUGGGAUGAGCUUUGCCAUCACACCUGAAAAUGGGUUUCUCACGCAGGAUUUGAAGUCUUCGUAUGCAAGAAGACAAUACAUGAUGAACUCACGCGGUGUGAUUGGCGAUAAUACAGAUUUAAUGGGGUUCCCGAAGAACCUACCGGGUCUGUUUGUUGUCUUGGACACGUAUCGCAACCAAGGCCACCACCAUGAGGACGUACCCUUCAUGGACGUAUUCCUCAAUGUGGCUCCAGAGAGUGACUCGUACGAUAUCAAGAGUGACGGCGAACUAAGCACCUCGUUGCGACUAAACACAAAGGGCCACAUUGAGCUAAAAAAGAAUAUCCUGUGGAAUGAAGUAACGAAACUGAGAAUAAUAUACCUGGAAAGCAUAAGCUUCCUGAAGAUCGACAUCCAGUAUGCCAAAGAGGGCAAUUACUGGAUCGAGUUGUUCCAAACUAACGAAAACCUGUAUUUGCCCAAAAACAUACUCACAGGACAAAGAUACAUCGGCUGCGGUGCAUUGAAUGGCCAAUUGACCGAGACCGUGGAACUUCUGGACGUGUCUACAAGCGAGUUCCAUUGGAACAACAAGGACGAGUCCAUCGAGGACACUUAUGAUUACGUGAAGGAGGCUGAACUGUUCUUGGAACAGGAAUUUGGCGAGGUCCUAGACAUGGAACCCGAUGAAUUCAUGAAAUGGAAGAUGGUCAAGGCGCAACCAAACAUCAACGCUGCUCCAUCAUCGCCUGGACAGCCUUUGGCCGGCCGUUCUCAUUCGAGGCUGUUCAGCGCGAUCCUGGUUGUCUGGCAUUACAGCGAACUCCUGCUCUUGAUCAUCGGCAUAUACCUUGUUUCUGUAUACGUUAGGGUUUUCCAAAAGAGAUUCAAGAAGAUCAGGUUCAGAAGGCAAAGAAGAAAGUCGCAUUCCGUGGGGCUGCUGCCCAUGUAG
Saccharomyces eubayanus is the source of this 1323-nucleotide messenger RNA. RefSeq names its product Uip5p (gene UIP5). Lineage: Eukaryota; Fungi; Ascomycota; Saccharomycetes; Saccharomycetales; Saccharomycetaceae. Gene Ontology annotation, molecular function: D-mannose binding. The record is from RefSeq and is a predicted model, not a curated record. Gene Ontology annotation, cellular component: Golgi membrane; COPII-coated ER to Golgi transport vesicle; endoplasmic reticulum-Golgi intermediate compartment. The transcript has a single exon. The coding region runs from base 1 to 1323 and encodes 440 amino acids. Gene Ontology annotation, biological process: Golgi organization; endoplasmic reticulum to Golgi vesicle-mediated transport; endoplasmic reticulum organization.